AUGCUAAACGUUGUCUUGUUGCAGCUUCUCUACGACUUCGACUACGAGUCGGAUCGUCUCGUCCUUGUCCAGGCUCUUCUGUUGAUGACGUACUGGUAUGAGACCCCAGAUGACCAAAAGGACACAUGGCAUUGGAUGGGCGUCGCCAUCUCGCUUGCUCACACAAUCGGCCUUCAUCGCGACCCAGCCGCGACGAGCAUGCCACCCCAUAAGCAGAAGCUUUGGAAGCGAAUUUGGUGGUCAUGUUUCAUGCGCGACCGCCUCAUUGCCUUGGGCAUGCGCCGGCCCACUCGCAUCAAGGACGAAGACUUCGAUGUCCCGAUGCUCCAGGAGUCCGAUUUCGAGCUUGAGGUUCUGCCUGAGGACAACACCGUUGUUCCCGCCGAGUGCACCCUCCUUCGUGAUGUCACAAUGCAGAAGGAAUUGGCUGCUCUCUGCAUAUCAAAAGCUCAGCUUUGCAUUUGCAUAAGCCACAUGCUCAAGGCACAAUACUCCGUUCUCAUCCGGGACAAGAUGCGCCCUGAGAAUACUGUCAACAGCACCAUGAUGCUGUUUCCAAACAAGAAGCUGGAUAACGUAGAGAGCGUGACUUCGGUUGACUUGGAGCUCAUGGCUUGGGCGGAUACUCUUCCGCCCAUUUGCCAGUACAGGCCCUUGACCCCGUUGGAUGUCAAGAAUGGUAGAUCAACCGUUGCUGUUCAGCGUACACUUCUGCACAUGGUUUACUUCACGACGAUCUCGGCUCUCCAUCGACCCCAGUUUCUGCCUUCGUCUCCCAUCCAUGCGCCUACGACCUCAAGACAAGUGCAGGAAAUGUCCCGGCUUCGCGUAAGGGAUGCGGCGAUGCACGUCACCCGGAUGGCCGCCGAACUCCACCAACUGCGCCUUGAGAAGUAUCUUCCCACAACUGGUGUUACGGUCAUAUUGCCCGCAAUGAUCAUCCAUCUUCUGGAAAUGAAAAACCCCGUGUCGCAGUCUAGGGACCGCGCUACUAGGGGAUUUCGUCAGUGCAUGCGUGUGAUGGAGAAGUUGCGUGAGAUUUAUGCCGCGGCUGACUACGCCACUGGCUUCCUCGAUGCCGCCUUGCGGAAGGCUGCCAUUGAUAUAAAUCUUCAGCAGGCCCCCGCGGCGAUGACUACGCAGAAUCUCAAGCUCGCUGACCCAACCUUUGGCGCGCAGACGCCCCCGCCUGACAAUCUGCCUUAUAUGACGUCUGGGGAGACUCUGUUCGCUACAAAGCCUAACCCGCAGCGCGACUUCCUUCCACAAACCAUCAAUGCUGCUGCUUUGGAUUUGUCAGCCACAAGCCCACCACACACCGAGAAAGACCACGAAUCGGCGCUUGGUGGAUUGACACCCAGCGCUAGUGGCGGCUCGGAGGAGCCUGGGCCGCUCGAUCUUGAGUUCCUCCAGAGCCAGGAAGAAAUUGACUGGAACGCCGUGACUGGCACCGAAUUUGAUGUCGACCAAUGGCUCCAGUUCCCACCUGAGGGAGUAAACAACUCGGACGAAGGCUUCAUGGCCAACGUCUUUGGUGAGGAGAGUAUGAACGACGCCAUGAACUGGGCUGCUGCCGGUGUCGACACUACCACAAAAGAAAGCGACGGUGCUGCUGAAAUCGCCACCCUUGCUUAA
Molecule: messenger RNA, 1635 nt
Organism: Colletotrichum truncatum
Lineage: Eukaryota; Fungi; Ascomycota; Sordariomycetes; Glomerellales; Glomerellaceae
Product: C6 transcription factor
Biological process (GO): DNA-templated transcription
Molecular function (GO): DNA binding; zinc ion binding
Source: RefSeq, a predicted model, not a curated record